Loa loa (African eye worm) is the source of this 2421-nucleotide messenger RNA. RefSeq lists its product as hypothetical. The coding region runs from base 1 to 2421 and encodes 806 amino acids. NCBI's taxonomy places the organism in Eukaryota, Metazoa, Nematoda, Chromadorea, Rhabditida, Onchocercidae. The transcript is spliced from 18 exons. Gene Ontology annotation, biological process: protein localization to plasma membrane. The record is from RefSeq and is a predicted model, not a curated record.
AUGGAUGCUAUUACAAGUCGUACAGUACCCAUGCGUUUGUUUGCUAAUUGGGAAACAGAUCGAACAAUUGCUUGUGCCGUACAACGAAUGUUUUCAAUGGCUUUAACUCGUUUAGUAUUUAAUGCAUUUCUUGGAAAUCAGUCCACGGUAGUCAUCACUGUUAAAUUACAGGGAUCGAAGCGAUCUCUUCGUAGUAAUGAUUUUUUAAUUCAAUCCAGGAAUGGCAAAGUUGAUAUAGAUUUAAACAUAUCAUUUACAAUACAGUAUCCACAUUUCUUAAAAAGGAAAGGAAAUAUCUUGCAUAUAUUGCUUCAAAGACGCAAACGGUAUAAAAAUCGACCAAUUUUGGGUUAUAAGACGCUUGCUGUUGGUACAAUUAAUUUAUCGGAAGUGCUGCAAAAUUGUUCUGUUCGUGAGAUUGCUCUUUUUGAUCCGGAUGUAGAAAAAGAUGAAGUACAAAAUAUCAAUCCGGUGGGACGACUUGUAGUUGGAUCUUGUCAAAGUCAAGCAUUCGAAGCUCAAAAUGAAGUGAGUGUACGGAGGAUCAAAGAAAAAGGAUUGGAAAGUGAGGAUGAUGAUGAUAGUUCAUCGGAUCAGGAAACAAAUGAUGAACAGGAGUUGCAAGAUUCGGGUCGCCCAGUAUUGCCAAAGCAAAGGUAUAAGUCGCGGAAAACACAAGAUCGAAAAAUAGCGCGGAAGAAUUUGAAACAGAAAUUCUCAUCUUUAUUAAAAAGAUUUAAAAUUCCCGAAGAAGGAACUGCAGAUUCCGCUUCACGAACCGGUAGUGUGGCGCCAACAGCACAAGAGCUUGAGGAGCUAUUUGAAGAACUGGAUAAUUUAUCGGAUUCAGGACCAGAAAUGGUUAUGGAUAAUUUAAGUAUAGUGAGCAAUCCAAAGCCAGGUUUACGGCCCUACUUUGCAUCACGGGAAAUGCUACCAUCGAUCAGCGAUUGCAAAUAUAAUACUGAAGAAACGGAGAGCGAUGAAGAAGUUAGCACCGAUGUUGAUAAUCUGAUGGUUCCAUCAGCUGGCAUAUUUGGUUCAGUCGAAAAGAAUCAUCAGAGGCUUGCAACGACAUUAGAAACAGUUCCAAGUACUGCCGCAACGAGCGGUGUUCCUCGUCUUCAUUUUAUCACUUCCAAUGUACCAGCAUCAGUUUCCGCUGUUUCAUUUCCUCUUUGUUCACUGAAUUCCGAUCCUACAGGAAAUGUUGCAAAAUCUCAUUGGCAUCCUGUACGUACAACAUCUGUCACCGAUUGGUUAUCCGCUGUUAUACACGAUGAAGAGUCAUGGAAUGUUAGUGAACGUCUGUGGUUAUGUGAUAGUUCUGAUGUCCAAAUUCCAUCAUUUUUUGGUUCCAUUUUCCGCGUAUUGGAUUGCUCAUCGUUCAACGAUUGCCGCUUAUUGAUCUCAUCGAUUGUUGCGAAAAUACAAAAAUUCUGUAACAGCUCAUCAACAUCUCCACCAUGUACAAUUCUUGGUGUAAUUGGUUCAGAAAAAUUAGUUAGCUUUGUUCUUCGUGCCUAUGUUGAAUCGCUGCAAGAUAAAUCAGCUGAAUGGAUCAAUUUUCUGAGAUUUUGUGUGGCCACACAACCCUCCAGUCCGUUAGGCAAAGUGCUUCAAGCAGGAUCUGGUGGUAUAUGUGCACUGAGUGAACUUUUUAUGAGAAAUCCUGAUGAAUCUGUAAUGGCUGAGUUGAAAGCAUUUUCGGAAAGGCUGCAAAAUAUGCCGGAGGGAACAUUUCGAAAAUUACCAAUUGGUGAAGCAAUGUUACAGUUGCAUAGUAAGGCCUUAGUCGAUGAAAAGGAAAGUUCGCAGUUCGUUCCAUUCCUAUCCGAAGUUCGAGUUGGCCAACUGGAAGAAGAUAUGGAAAGCUGUGCAAUGUCUGUACGGCUUAGCGAAGAAGCUCAGGGUGCUUUUGGUGUGCAGCAGUUAUCUCCUCCAUUAACUCCACAUAGUAUCAAAAUAUCUGAUUCGCAAGAUCUACUUAUUGAAUAUUGGAUACCAAAUAAUCAAAAUACUGAAAGCGGUGCAAGCAGUGGCACCUGUAGCGGUAGCACUACUGCAGUGAAGCGUGAGCCUCAGUUUUUGAAAUGCUCAAUUCGAUCGGCAUUUCGUUCAUUCGCAGUAUUCCGGAAACCAUUUAGUAGUCUUCUUUCUUUCCAGUUCGUAAAAGAGCGAAGGCGUGAUAAAAUGUUGCAUAAAUUUGGAAUGAAGAAAGUACAACGAAAUGAAUCAGAUGGUCAAAGUUCAGUUCAGUGUAUUAACAAUGUAGCACGUCUAAUCUGUAGUGGAAAACAUCCGCUUACGGUUUCGAUAGAUGGUUGUGUCUGGUCGGAAAUACGGUUUUUCCAGAUCUCUGCUCAGUGGCAAACACACGUAAAGUAUUUUCCAGUUUGUUUAAUAUCACGAGAUUCAUGA